UGGAAAAUUAUCAGUAUUACAUGAUGAUGGGAGGUCCAGUAAAAAUUAGAAAAAACGUUAUUCCACAUAAAUUCGAAUGCCAGCCCGACCGUAAACGUAGAACAUGCUCAACUCCACGUAUAGUAGCAGAAAAACGACAAAGACGAGCGGAAAUAAACGAGAUCCUUACAGAAGCAUUCGAGUCUUCUUCGACAAAUCCUGCAGAUGCAUCGGAACAGGGAUUCCAAUAUAACUGCUGCCCUAAAUAAGCCUGCGAUAAAUGAACUCGGUCUCAAAUCUCGAGCUGAACAAACUUUCACUGUGUGUGAAAUACAAGAAGUUGCGGAUACAAGAAGAGACGUCGGAAUACAGACUUCCAUGAUGCAGCACAGUGUUGGCGUACAGGUCAAGAUUCGACCACAUUAUCGUAGCGUUUAUACAACGUGCAACAUUCCAGUAUCGACUGUCAAUGAAUGUUGUUUCCCGAUUAAAUUACCCAUUUGUACGAAUGUUGCAACUUUUCCGACAAAACCUAUUAUUUCUAAGAUGUCUUAUGCAAAUGACACCAUAUCGACAAGCACUACAACUACAUCGAUAGAUAUAAGUAGUUCUCAUGAUUAUUAUAUGUUUAGCGACCAAACGAGUCUCGAUAAUCCUAGUAGCCCAAAUAAAUAUAAACGUGACAUAUUAAAUGUAACAAACUAUUUCAUAAGUACCAACAUGAAAGCGUACCUAGGGAUUCCAAACGAAUGGAAAUGUGAGUUAAUAAAACCACCAAGCGUAUCGUCUACACAUAAACCUACGAAAUCAGAGGUUUUGGAAACCAAGCGCAUUGCUAGCUUACGGAUCCACGUAGAACGUGUCAUUGGGAGAUUGCGUGAAUUCGAUUUUAUAAAGCCACAUGCUGUUAUAAACCAUAGUAUGUUAUCUUACACUGAUGACAUUAUCGUGAUUGCCUCGGCGUUAAUAAAUUUACAUUCACCAAUAAUAAAAAAAUAGUAU
Temnothorax curvispinosus is the source of this 981-nucleotide messenger RNA. RefSeq lists its product as uncharacterized. The record is from RefSeq and is a predicted model, not a curated record. Lineage: Eukaryota; Metazoa; Arthropoda; Insecta; Hymenoptera; Formicidae. Bases 205 to 978 code for a protein of 257 amino acids. The transcript has 2 exons.